Messenger RNA from Suncus etruscus (white-toothed pygmy shrew), 1017 nucleotides. It is a transcript of the gene GPR160, whose product is annotated as G protein-coupled receptor 160. Lineage: Eukaryota; Metazoa; Chordata; Mammalia; Eulipotyphla; Soricidae. Bases 1 to 1017 code for a protein of 338 amino acids. The record is from RefSeq and is a predicted model, not a curated record. Gene Ontology annotation, cellular component: signaling receptor complex; plasma membrane. The transcript has a single exon.
AUGACUCUCUCUUCAGAGAACUGUUCCGAAUUUCAGUACCAGGUACUUCAGAGAAGUCAAACCCUUGAUGCUAAUUGUUUGCUAUUCUUGAUUAUCCUUGGGAAAAUGUUAUUAAAUAUCCUCACACUGAAAAUGAGAAGAAAAAACAUCUAUCAGAAUUUUAUGGAAUGCUUUUGCAUCUCACUGGCAUUCAUUGACCUUUUACUUUUGGUAAACAUUUCUGUUAUAUUUUAUUCCAGAGAUUUUGUACUUUUAGGUAUGAGGUUUACUAAAUACCACAUCUGCCUGUUGACUCAAAUUAUUUCUUGUACUUAUGGCUUUCUGCAUUAUCCAGUUUUCUUCAUUACUUGCAUAGAUUAUUAUUUGAAUUUCUCUAAAACUAUCAAGCUUCCAUGUAAGUGGCAAAAAUCAUUUUACUUCUCUACAGUCAUUUUAAUUUGGAUUUUUGUCCUUGCUUAUGUUUUGGGAGACCCAGCCAUCUACCAAAGUCUGAAGACACAGGGUACUUCUCCCUCUCAAUGUUCUGUUUAUGUUAGUGUGCAGGGCUACUGGUUUUCAUUUUCUAUGGUAAUUAUUCUAUUUAUGGCUUUUGUAGCGUCCUGGCCAGACAUUUACACCUUGGUACAGGCCAUCAGGAUCACUUCUUAUAAGAAUGAGACUAUUUUGUAUUUUCCCUUCCCAUCUCACUCUAUUUAUAACAUAAACUCUAAAAAAGCACUUUUGCCCAGGUUUGUUAUCUGUUUUCUUGGUACCUGGUCACCGUUUGUACUCCUUCAAGUAAUUAUCCUUUUAUUUAAAGUACAGAUUCCAGCAUAUAUUGAGUUGAAUAUUCCAUGGUUGUUUUUUGUCAAUAGUUUUCUCAUUGCUACAGUUUAUUGGUGUAACUGUCAAAAGCUUACUUUACAAAGUAUUGUAUUACCUAGGGAUCCAUUUGUCAACUGGAAAUGCUGUUUCAUUCCCUUUACAAUCAAUAAUUUUGAGCAAAUUGAAAAGCCUAUAUCAAUAAUAGUUUGUUAA